Messenger RNA from Annulohypoxylon truncatum, 834 nucleotides. Its product is annotated as replication factor A protein 3. The transcript is spliced from 3 exons. Bases 340 to 678 code for a protein of 112 amino acids. Gene Ontology annotation, molecular function: damaged DNA binding; single-stranded DNA binding. Gene Ontology annotation, cellular component: DNA replication factor A complex; nucleus; site of double-strand break. Lineage: Eukaryota; Fungi; Ascomycota; Sordariomycetes; Xylariales; Hypoxylaceae. The record is from RefSeq and is a predicted model, not a curated record. Gene Ontology annotation, biological process: DNA replication; mismatch repair; nucleotide-excision repair.
AAUGUAAAGGCCGAAUGUUUUUCCAGUGGUUGUUUGAAAGAGGUGACUGCUCACAUUGCGGUUGCGGCUCCUUGCUUCCUUCCUUACCGUUUUUAGGUCAAUUAAACCUUGAAGCUCAGCUGGAAAGCCCCACCUUGAAAAAUAGCCCCGUUUUAACGCGUCGCGCCUUCCACCAUCUCUUCUCACUUAGUUCAACGGUCUUCACACAAACUCUAUUCGUUACUCUAGUAUCCCAAUGAUACUAAAAACGUUAAAAAAACUCCUCAACCUUUUCAUGAAUUUCGAGUCUUAGGAUCAAACCUAUCCAAAUUUGUAGCGGUUCCAUUUUCAGGUGUAAAAAUGGAGUCUACCUCGACACCCCGCAUUUCUGCCAGCCUAAUGGAUUCCUAUGUUGGCCAGAACGUCAUCAUCGUGGGCAAGGUAGUCCAACUCCGCGGCGACACGGCCUUCCUUGAGGCUGAUGGCCAAGUUCAAGCCAACCUCAAUAGAGAUUGUCACCUCAUGGUUGGAAAUGGAGCUCAGAUUAUUGGAAAGGUGAACCCAGACCUGUCCAUCAAGGUGUUGAACGCUAUAGAUCUUGGCAAUAAUGUUGAUUUCCAAUUAUGCCAAAACGUCGUUGAUGUUACACAUCAAUUCAAGGAGAUCUUCGUAUACUCCGAUCAGGGUGGGAUGAACUGACGAUUUGCACACGGACGCGUGUCUCUGGGAUGGCCGGCUGGCUCGCAGCAGCAUAAACAGCAGCAGCAAUAUUCAUCUCAUCAAUCACAACCUCAGCCUCAAUCUAUAGCACAAACUCGACAUCAACAAAAACAAAAAAUAAUAACUGUUGCUGAA